This is a messenger RNA of Cryptomeria japonica (Japanese cedar), 2395 nucleotides long. Its product is annotated as folate synthesis bifunctional protein, mitochondrial. The transcript has 2 exons. Gene Ontology annotation, molecular function: dihydropteroate synthase activity; 2-amino-4-hydroxy-6-hydroxymethyldihydropteridine diphosphokinase activity. Lineage: Eukaryota; Viridiplantae; Streptophyta; Pinopsida; Cupressales; Cupressaceae. Gene Ontology annotation, biological process: tetrahydrofolate biosynthetic process. Bases 276 to 1847 code for a protein of 523 amino acids. The record is from RefSeq and is a predicted model, not a curated record.
CACAACCAUUGCUUGCGAUGCACAGUCACUUCACCAAGAUAGCCAAAAAAUUCUUCCAUUUAAAACUACUAAAUACUCUGCCAUUAUCUCAGAUUCCGCUGAACGCCUUAUGUUUUUCGAGUUAGACGAAUCUAAUCUCAUUUUCACUUCACUCGACUAAUCCAAUUUUUUCAAUACCACUUACUUUCAGAUCGAUUUGGGUAAAAUCUAUGGAUGCUCUGUCUCGGGCAGAUCUGGAAAGAAUUUAAUGGGGGUUUAGGGGAAUCCAUAUCAAUAUGAAGAUUAGUUCAUCGAACAAUCUGCUGUGCAAAAAAAUCAGGCAUGUAUUUGGAGGAAUUAGCCCUUUGGGCUCGCUAUCUGCAAUUGGGCAGCUGUUCUCGUUCUGCAACUCUGCACAGACAUCAUUCCCGGAGUCUUUAAUUGAAGUUCACUCCCCAGAGGAGGAAGUGGUUAUAGCUCUUGGCAGCAAUGUUGGUAACAGAAUUGAAAAUUUUAACAGAGCUUUGCAAAUGAUGAAGAAAGCUGGAAUUAAGGUUAAGGCUCAUGCUCAGUUAUAUGAGACAGCACCUGCAUAUGUAACUGAUCAACCUUUCUUCCUCAAUUCUGCAGUAAGGGCAAUCACAAAACUUGGUCCCCAUGCUUUGUUGAGUGCUCUGAAGGAAAUUGAGAAGGAUUUGGGUCGGACUAAGGGCAUUAGGUAUGGACCUCGGCCUAUUGAUCUAGAUAUUUUGUUCUAUGGAAGGAUCAAAGUUGCAUCUGAUACCCUCAUAAUACCCCAUAAAAACAUUUGGGAGAGACCAUUUGUCCUUGCUCCUCUUGUUGACCUUAUUGGAUUGAAAGCCAAAGAUGAUACUGUUGCCUGUUGGCACAGUUUGACAGGGAAAGCAGGUAGCAUAUUUGGGGCAUGGGAAAAGCUUGGAGGUGAACAUCUUAUUGGUACAGAGGGAAUGAAAAGAGUUUUUCCCAUUGGAAAUAGUUUGUUGGAUUGGUCCAAAAGAAUUCAUGUCAUGGGUGUGUUAAAUUUGACACCGGAUAGUUUCAGCGAUGGAGGACAAUACAUUUCAGUAGAUGAUGCAGUGGCUCAGGUUAGGUUGAUGAUUUCUGAAGGUGCCGAUAUGAUUGACAUUGGAGCACAAUCAACAAGACCUGGGGCAAAGAGAGUCUCAUCAGAAGAGGAACUGUCUCGGAUUCUCCCAGUUUUGGAAGCGGUGAGACAUAUUCCUGAAGCUCAAGAUAAAAUCCUAUCCGUGGAUACUUUUGAUGCAAAAGUUGCAUAUGAGGCAGUAAAGAAUGGAGUUGAUGUUGUGAAUGAUGUAUCUGGAGGUCGUUUAGAUUCAAAUAUGUUUUCUACAGUUGCAGAUCUUGAAGUCCCAUACAUUUUAAUGCACAUGCGAGGUAACCCAUCAACAAUGCAGAAUGAUGAGAAUACAACUUAUGGGGAUGUUUGUAAAGAAGUUGCUGAUGAGUUAUGCUUACAAAUAAAGAAUGCGGAGUCCUAUGGUAUUCCUGCAUGGAGGAUCAUUACAGACCCUGGUCUUGGUUUCUCCAAAACUCUUGACCAAAACAUGGAACUUCUUGGGGGUUUACCAGCUGUUAGGCAGGGACUUGCAGCAACCUGUGUGGCUGCUUCUCAUGGGCCUAUCUUAAUUGGACCUUCUCGUAAAAGCUUUUUGGGGAAAAUAUGUGGUCGUGUAAAAGCCAAUGAACGGGACCCUGCGACAAUUGCUGCUGUGACAGCUGGAGUUUUAGGUGGAGCUAACAUUGUGCGAGUACACAAUGUCAAGGAUAACUUAGAUGCUGUAAAAAUAUGUAAUGCCUUGUCCAAAAAGACUGCAAAAUUGAAGUAACUCAUAGGAAUGCUUUAUUUGAUUCAAUUUUUCUUAUCUUUCCACUGCAUAAUAGUACAUUGUCAAGUGAAGCCAAUGUCAUUAACCUUUCAUUUUAGAGCAUCCACAUACAAAUUUGAAUGAUUAGAAAGAAUAUAAAGGGUUGAUGCGUGCUUACUGCAAUACACAUGAGAUCCAAAAAUUAUUGUUAAGGCACUUUUGUUUUACCUUUAAAGACAAAGAGUGAGAGAGUAACUGUGAAAUGAAUACACUUUGUAAUACUAUCUGUUUUCUGCCCUUGAAGAUGUAGUUUUUGGACUUUUUUUUGUAAAUACAGAGUAGGCUAGAUGCAUGAUGGAGUUGGAUUCCUGACAUGCAAAUUAUGCCACAUUAGCUGUGCAAAUCCAUCACUACAAGUAUGGAGAAAACCUGCACUGUUGAUAUGGUACAGUUUUCUGAAUGAACUGCAUAGAAGUUAAUCAAGCUUUUUUCCAUGUUAAUAUGGUGCAGUUUCAAUGUAAGUAAUCAGGCAAGUAUGUUAAUACUCUGGAAGUCGUUGUUUGAAUUUA